AUGGCGUCAACUUCCCGUCCAUAUCCCCCGGGAAUCCACGUGCCCGCCUUGACUUGGUUCCGCGACGACGCCCACCAGGACAUCGAUUGGGAGGUGCAAGAGAAGCACUUGGAGUUUCUGAUCUCCUCGGGGCUGCACGGGAUCGUCCUUGCGGGCACCAACGGCGAGGCUGUCUCUCUCUCCGUGGAUGAGAGAUGCGAGCUCGUCCGUCAGACUCGACAGAUCGCCCGCAGACUCGGCCGGGCUGACAUUCCCAUCACGCUGGGCUGCAACGCAGGAUGCACGCGGGACGUCAUCGAUGCCACCAUCGCCGCGAAGAAUGCCGGCGCCGACUUCGCCCUGGUCCUGAUCCCGAGUUUCUUCCACUUCGCCAUCGACAACGAGGCCAUUAUCUCGUUCUUCAAAGAGGUCGCCGACGCCAGCCCCAUCCCUGUCGUCAUGUACAACUACCCGGCCGUGGCAGGAGGUCUGGACAUCACCUCCGACGUCAUUGAUGCCCUGGGAAGCCACCCCAAUAUCGUAGGUGUCAAGUUCACCUGCGGUGGCAUCGCCAAGGUGGCUCGGGCUGCUGCAGCAUUUCCUCCGGAGCAAUUCAGCGCCUUUGCUGGCCAGGGCGACUGGUUGAUUCCCGCUCUGACGGUUGGAGGCCAGGGUUGUAUUACUGGCCUGGCCAAUUUGUACCCGAAGACUUGUGUCGAGUUGUUCGAUUUGUACCGCUCCGGCAAGGUCGAGGAGGCCCAGAAACUCCAACUCCAAGUCUCAGCCGCCGAGGUUGGGCUCGGAAAGGGCGGCAUCAACGGCACCAAGUGGGUGGUGGCCAAAUUCCUGGGAUACCCCGAAUUCAGCGCCGUCUGUCGGAGACCGUAUCCGCGGUUCACUGACCCGGCAAAGCGGGAGAUGAUCACGAGCAAGAUGCUUCUGCUGCAGGAUGUCGAAGCUCGUCUGACGAAGAGGGGGUAG
Molecule: messenger RNA, 960 nt
Organism: Rasamsonia emersonii CBS 393.64
Lineage: Eukaryota; Fungi; Ascomycota; Eurotiomycetes; Eurotiales; Trichocomaceae
Product: Dihydrodipicolinate synthetase
Exons: 3
Coding region: 1-960 (319 amino acids)
Molecular function (GO): 4-hydroxy-tetrahydrodipicolinate synthase activity
Source: RefSeq, a predicted model, not a curated record